Nothobranchius furzeri (turquoise killifish) is the source of this 8794-nucleotide messenger RNA. RefSeq names its product UTP20 small subunit processome component (gene utp20). Gene Ontology annotation, cellular component: 90S preribosome; nucleolus; small-subunit processome. NCBI's taxonomy places the organism in Eukaryota, Metazoa, Chordata, Actinopteri, Cyprinodontiformes, Nothobranchiidae. The record is from RefSeq and is a predicted model, not a curated record.
CCCAUAAUGCGUAGUUCAACAUGGCUGCGUCCUGAUAUAGGCGUGUGUGUAAACAUUUCUAUCAUUAAUUUUCUGCUCUAUAAACGAUAAAGUCCGGUUUUUGUAGGACCCCCAGUUUUUGUAACAUAUUUAUUCCGUUACUGAAACACGAGACAAAAUGAAGAUCAAGUCCAAGUCUUCCUAUCACAAAUCAGAGAACACUUUCAGGUUUUUAACUUUUGCUGAAAGACUCUCAAACGUUAACAUCGAUGUCAUCCAUCGCAUCGACAGAACUGGAUCCUACGAAGAGGAAGUAGAAACCCACUUCUCAGAAGGACUGACGAAAUGGAGAGACCUGAACUUGACGGAGCAUUUCACUACGUUUAUGAAGGAGGUAGCCAACAAGAGCCAGUCUUUCAACAUGCUGGUUUUCCAUCAGAAGUUCAUAGUGGAGACUCUGAAAACACAUCUGGCUGUGAAAAACAGCCUGGCCUACCAACCCCUUCUGGACUUGGUGGUGCAGCUCGCCAGAGACCUGCAGACAGAUUUCUACCCUCACUUCUCUGACUUCUUCGUUCUGAUCACCUCACUGCUGGAAACAAAGGAUACAGAGCUACUGGAGUGGGCUUUCACCUGCCUCUCCUACCUCUACAAGUAUCUGUGGAGGCUCAUGGUGAAGGACAUGACCAGUAUAUACAGUUUGUACAGCUCGCUGUUGGCGCACAAGAAGGAACACAUCUGUAAGUUUGCAGCGGAGAGCUUCUCCUUUUUGAUGAGAAAGGCCCCAGAUCUUGAUGCCCUGCUGAAUCACAUGUUUGCAGACUUGGAGCAGCACCCUGAGAAGGGGGAGGGAGUGGGUCAGCUGCUGUUUGAGAUGUGCAAAGGAGUUCGGAAUAUGUUCCACUCCUGUGCUGCAGCUGCUCUUCCCGUGGUGCUACAUAAGCUUGGGCCCACGACCUGCCGGGGUGUCUCUCUGCCCUGGGAAGAGGUCAGGGAUGCUUUGGACCACAUGGCCCAAGCUGCUGUCAGCCAUGUUGACAGGGAGCACUUCCUGGUUUUGUGGGAAAGCCUGCAGGUCUCUGUAGAGGAGGUUUUUUCUGUCCUUGAGGGAAAGACGGAAGACGGAGCAAUGGAGCAGCUUGAGAGGCUGCUGUUUAUUCUCCACACCUUGGUGUCCCACAAGGGUGGAGCCAAAGUCACUAAACCAGAGGAAGUUUGUCAGAUAAUUCUGCGGCUGAUUGAGAGCUCUUCCUUGUCCACCUCCUGCUCCCGCCUCCUCCUCCAGAUCACCUCCUCUCUGCUGCUCGGGGAGAACAUCAGCCUGUCUGAGGCGCUUGUGCAGAAAAUCAUCCAAAAGGUGUUUGUUUGCAAAAUAGAGCAGGGUCUGAUUUUGGAGUUCACCAAGGAGAUGUUCCCCAUGAGUCAGUUUGAGAAGCUCUUCCUCCCUAGCCUGCUACACUUUGUCUCCGGCUUAUUCAGCCACAGGGAUGCCCCGUCUCAUCACAGUGCUCUCGACAUACUUGUCAGUCUGAUCCUCGCCAAAGCCCCGCCCCCUACUGAUGGCUCCAUGGCAUUUGAAACCUACCCGCUUCUGUUCACCCCAGGCAGUAAGGAGGCUGAUGAGACACCGGUACCAGAGCUGGUCUUGUCACUGAUCAGACUCCCAGAGGGACGGUCCAUCACUGACCUGUCACGACCCUGGUCUGCGUUGGUGCUGCUGCCACAUCUCAGACCUCUGUCUCAGACCGAUGUUGUUCCUGCUGUGGUGGCUUUGUUCAACCACCUGCUGCAGGAAAUUGAGGCAGAGAAAAUGGGAAAAGCUGCUCUGUUUGUGGCCAGGCAGGCUCUGAGCUGCCUCUUCUCUCUGGACAGCUCCUCCCACCUCCUCUCACUGGUGUCUGUGGACAAAAUCAACUCAGUCCUGCAGAAGUUUCCCGCAGACCUGUCAGCUCUGCUGAUCGGAGACUUGUUCUACACCCGCCUGUCCCUCAGUGGAGCAUCGCACCACCUUUCCCAUAAUGCAUUGCUGAGGCUUUAUGAGAUGUUGCACACUAAUCUUUCCUCAAACAUUUCAAAGAUCCGUCUGCUGACCCUGAGGAUCUUCUCUCAGUUCGAGGCCGAGCUCCCACCGCAGCCUGAGGGUGAGGAACAUGUGAAGGUGCAGGCGGUGUUUGCCAUCUGCCUGCUGGCGGAGCUGGUGCCAGCCUCUGUGCAGGACUACAGAGAGAAGCUGCUCCAUCUGCGGAAGCUGAGACACGACCUGGUGCAGCGCUGCCUCCCACAGGGACCGGCCUUCCAGCAGGCUCCUCUGCGGUAUCUCAUAGCAAUGCUUUUUGUGAACUUCAGGCCUCUGUGGGAUUCAGUCAUUGAACUUCUUGUGAGCCAUGCCAGAGGAAUGGACAACAAGGACUUCUGGAAGGUUUAUUAUGAGCAGCUGGAGAUGGUUGCAGCACUGGCAGAGAAAGAGCUGGAUGAGGGUGACGAAGAUGACGGUGGAGAGGAAGAGUCCAGUCUGCGAGGCGAGUUGGGCUGUAAUGUCAUUGAAAGUGGUGAUGUUGGAGUGCUGUUCCUGAAUCAGCUCAAGCUGACCUCCAUCCCAAACGAGAGAACAGACUUUCCCAACUUCCGCAGCCUGCUGUGGCGAGCCAUGUCCCAGUUCCCUGAGCGGGUGGAGCCUCGGAGCCGCGAGCUGAGCCCGCUGCUCCUCCGGUUCAUCAGGAACGAGUUCUACUCCACCGACCUGCUGGUGGCACCUACUCAGGACCUGAGGAAGAGAAAUAACACAGAUAUGGAAGAAGAGAAUCAUGAGGAAGAGGAGGAUGAGGAGGAGGAGGAGGGAGGCAGACAAAAGAGAAGGGCACUUCCCAGGAGAGUCGCUGCAAAGCAGCUGAUCGCUCACCUGAAGGUGUUUGCUAAAUUCACCAACCCCCGAGCGCUGUACCUGGAGAGCAGCCUGAGUGAGCUCUACAACCAGCUGCUGUGCCAUCAGGACCAGCAGAUUCAGCAGGCGGUUCUGGACUGUGUUCUCACCUACAAAGACCCAAACAUCACACCGUACAAGGAAAAUCUGGAGAGGCUGCUGGAUGACAAACACUUCAAAGAUGAGAUUGUUCAUUUCAACAUUUCUGAUGAGUCGGAGGUGAUCGCUGCUUCCCACAGAGGGCGACUGAUUCCACUGCUCAUGAGGAUCCUGUUUGGCAGACUCAGAAGUAAAGCCAGCAGUAAGUUCCAGGGGAAGGCGUGCACCGCCACACGCUCCUCCAUCAUUUUGCGUUUCCUGGCAGGUUGCCAGGCGGAGGAGCUGGGGAUGUUCAUCGACCUGCUCCUGGAACCCAUCAGCCAUUACAGCCAAGGCUCCUGUCUGGCUGCGGUGCAGAAGGCUGUAGCUGAGACAGACCUGGCCGCCGUUCUUCCUCUGGGCCGCCAGCACAGCCUGCUGAACAUCAUCAGCGUUGUGAUCCACAAGCUGGGACACCUCAUCCACAUCUACCUGCCCAAAGUGCUGCAGAUCCUCCUGUGUGUCACCGCAUCUGUGUCCACCAUCCUGGACCAGAGAGACCAGCUUCGAUCAGGAUGCAUCAGUCCUCUGAAGAACCUGAGGAGACUUGGUAUUCUGAGGAUUCUGGACUUCUUCGAUGCGUUUGACUUUUACAGCUUCAGCCCUGAUGAGAUCGAUGCCGUGUUUGAAGCUGUGGUUUGGCCUCAGGUGUGUCGCCUCUCCAAAGAGAGCCCCUACUCCCCCACACCACUGCUGAAAGUCAUCCACGUGUGGUGCAAAGAUGCCAAGUUUUUCCCCCUCCUCGCCAAGUGCAGACCCGACCACUCCGAGUGCGACGUCCUUCUGAACGUCUUUGCUCUCCUCUCUAACAAAAAUGCCUCUCCAGCUACCAUCGCCAUGGUGAUGGACAUGGCCGAGUCUCUCGCAACAGUAGAAGAUUUUGUCGCUUCAGAAACUGAAACGGGGCUCGUCGUGAACGGCUGUGUGUUCCCGGAGCCUGAAGAGGGCACUGUCAGCAUUUCCGAAUCACUGACUCAGGGCUCCAGGCUGCUGCUGCCUCACAUCUCCACCCUGCUGCAGUACCUGAGCGGCGUGGUACGCAACACCGACCGACUCAAGAAGAAGAAGUUCAGGAUGCAGGUGGCCAAAGAGCUCAACAUCCUCUCCAAGGUGAGUCGGUUCGUGAGCAACAAGGAGCAGAGCUCAGUGCUCAUCGGUCUGCUGCUUCCUUAUCUCCAAAAGGGCCACAACCCUCAGGAGACAGAGAUCGACAUCCUUGCCACCAUUCAGAACCUGCUGCGGCAGUGCCUCCAGCCUUCAGCCUUCCUGCGGCCGCUCGGUAAACUCUUCUCCAUCAUUCACAACAAGCUGCCCAGACAGGCCCUCGUCAGCAGCUUCCAGACUCUGUCAGAUCUGGAUCCUUCCCUCAUAUACAUCACUGAUUUAGCAGCAAAGCUAAACGCGUUCGACAGUCGACACCUGGAUGAGAUCUACUUUGAUGUGCGUCUGACGGCGUUCCAGGACGCCACCAGGCGAGUCAGAGAAAUGCAAACUCUGGACCUGGAUUACAUCGCCACCGUCGUAUACAACUGCUUCCACACAUAUGAGAUCGGUGACAUGUCGCUGGCAGACAACGCCACCUUGUGUUUGUCUGCAGUGGUCGAGCAGGUGGCGACAGUCGGGGCUGGAGAGCAGGUCUACAAGGAUUUGAUACAACACAUCAUCCUGGAUGCGUUGCAUAAAGGACUCCGAAGCAAAACAGAGAGUGUGCAGCAUGAAUACACCUCUGUCCUCGCCUGUCUGGUGAAGAACUUUCCCACCAAGAAGGAGUUCAGAGACCUGGUGCAGCUCACCGACUACAACGACCCCGAGUCUGACUUCUUUGAGCACAUGAAGCACAUCCAGAUCCACCGUCGAGGUCGUGCUCUCAGGAAGCUGGCCAAACAGCUGACGGAGGGCACGGUAGUGAUGACGCCGCGGUCCCUGCAGAACUACAUCAUGCCGUACGCCAUGACGGCGCUGAUGGAUGAAAAGAUGCUGAAGCAUGAGAACAUGAUGUCAGCGUCGGUGGAGGUGGUGGGCGCGGUCUGUCGCAGGCUCACCUGGUCUAAGUACCUGUACUACCUGAAGCACUUCAUCCACAUCCUGCAGACGUCUCAGGCUGAACAGAAACUGGCCGUCAGUUUACUCAUCACCGUGUUGGAGUCGUUCCACUUUGAUCAUCAGACCCUCAGCAGAGAGAUGGAAGCUGCCAAAGCCAGAGAAGCUGGGAGUGUUGCGGUCCAGGCAGAUGAUGAAGAUGAAACUGCUGCUGAUGAACUGGACGCUAGUGGCGAUGAAGAUGAGGAGAUGGAGAUUGAUGGCAAGGCUGCUUCCAUUGAUGUUCCCAUGGAAACAGAUCCUGCAGAAGGCCAAAAGAAGGAAGCUUCUGAUAAAUCCAAAACAAAACCGGCUCCCAAGUUACCAGUGGUGUCCAGCGGUCUGCCUCAGAGCCGAGAGGAGCUGGAAUCCCUGAUCAGUGCCAUUCAUGAGACUGUUAAUGUCAGCGUGCUGCCUCGUCUGAGCAAGUGCCUCACUGCUAAGGUGACGAGGGACGAGGAGCACAAGGCAGUGAAGUCUAAGGAUGUGAAGGACGAGGAGGUGGUGCGGGUACCGAUAGCCUUCGCUAUGGUCAAACUGAUGCAGACUCUGCCUCCACACAUCAUGGAGGCCAAUCUCCCUGGGAUCCUGAUCAAAGUGUGUGUUCUGCUGAGGAACCGAUUCCAGGAGAUCCGUGACGUAGCGAGGGGAACGCUGGUGAAGAUCAUCGAGACUUUAGGCUGCAGAUAUCUGCAGUAUCUGCUCAAAGAGAUGCAAGGAGUUCUGGUCAAAGGUUACCAGGUGCACGUGUUGACGUUUACAGUCUAUCAGCUGCUGUCGGUGCUCAGUCCAACCCUGAAGAGUGGAGACUUGGACCCCUGCAUGAACAUGCUCAUUGAUAUCUUCAACAACGAGCUGUUUGGCGCCGUGGCUGAGGAGAAGGAGGUGAAGGGGAUCGUCUCUAAGCUGAUGGAGGCAAGACACAGCAAGAGCAUGGACUCCUACGAGCUGCUGGCUCAAUUCUGCAGCAAGGAGAGCAUCACCAAGCUCAUCCUUCCUCUCAAGGAGAUCCUAGAGAACUCCUCCAGAUUGAAGGUGUGUAAUCGGGUUGCUGCUGUGCUUCGGCGGCUGAUCCUGGGUCUGCUCGUCAACAGCGGCAUGACUUCACAAGACAUCCUGCUGCUGAGCCACGGUCUGGUGAGCCAGAGCCUGCCACUGCUCACCAAGAGGGACAGAGAGACAGCGUCUGCUGGGCCUCCUCCUGACCCCAGGCUGCCCCCUGCCAGCUGCCUCCUCCUGCCUCCCACUCCAAAGAGAGGAGGUCAGAAAGCUGCUGUGAGCAGCCGCACCAACAUGCAUGUCCUGGUGGACGCUGGUCUGAAGCUGCUCCAUCUGAGUCUGAAGAGGUCUAAAGUGAAUUCUUCUGAGCCUUCAGCUCUAGAGAUGCUGGAUCCAUUCAUCCUGCUGCUGCUUGAAUGUCUAGACUCCAUGCAUGUCAAGGUGAUCACGGAGGCUCUGGCAGGAUUUGCCUGUCUGCUGAAGUUCCGCCUGCCAGCGGUGGAGCAGAAUGCCGGCCAGCUGACCAAGCAGCUCUUUGUGCUGCUGAAGGACUACUCAAAGGCUGGAGCCGCCCGCGGGGAGAACUAUCAGCUGGUCCAGAACUGCUUCAAGGCCAUGACGGUUCUGGUAAAGAACGUCAAAAACAAUGUCAUCUCUGAGACGCAGCUGCAGGUGCUGCUGGGAUACGCUGAGGAGGACAUUUAUGACCAGUCGCGCCAGGCCACCGCCUUUGGACUGCUCAAGGCCAUCCUGUCCAGGAAGCUCAUCGUUCCAGAGAUGGAGGGGGUGAUGAGGAAAGUAGCCAAAUUAUCCGUUACCGGGAGCAACUCCAUGAUCAGAACUCACUGUCGACAGAUUUAUCAGAAGUACCUGCUGGACUACCCUCUGGGCAAGAAGCUGCAGAGACACAUGGACUUUGUGGUGGCCCAGUUGCAGUAUGAACACGACACCGGCAGGGAGUCGGUGCUGGAAAUGCUGGCAUUCGUCUUCCAGACUUUUCCUCAGAAGCUGCUGUUUAAGUACAGCAGCCUGUUCUUUGCUCCGCUGGCGCUCGUUGUAGUGAAAGAUAACUCGGCACACUGUAAAAAAAUGGCUGCCAUGGCCAUCAAGACGCUGUUGGCCCAGCUGGACUUGAACCAUCAGAACACCUUGUUUGCUUUUGUCAACACCUGGCUGAAUUCAGAAAAGACCAGUUUGCGCCGCCUCGGCGCUCAGAUCUGCGGCCUGUUCGUGGAGGUAGAGGAGGAGAAAUUUGCCAAUCGAAUGGAGGAGCUGCUGCCUCUGCUGGAGAGAGAGAUCCAUCCUGAUAACUUUGAAGAUAUCGAAGAGGAGCAGGAUGAGAGAGGGGGCGACAGGCUACUGUUCUGUUAUCUGACCCUCAUCUCCAAACUGAGCAAACACUGUCACCUGCUAGAGCUCAGCAAGCCUCGCGACACACUCCUCCAUAUCUGUGGUCAUAUUGAAGCCCACCUGCGACACCCUCAUUGCUGGGUCUGGCUCACUGCCUCGCAGCUCUUUGGUCAGCUCUUUGCAGCUCAGCAGGCGGAGGAGCUGGUCUCCAUUUGGAAAGGGGAGGGAGGAGACACUUCGUCUCGGUCGGUGGCUACAGACUUCCUCAGCAGCAGCCUGGACAAGAAGGUGAGAGAGUUGGCGUUAUCCUUCUGCCAUCAGCUGCAGUCUAAGUUUUUAGACACAUCAUCGGGGGAGCAGGUGAUCAAGAACCUCCUCUUCAUUGGUAAGGUAAUUUACCUCAUAUCUCCAGAAUCUCAUGUUGAUUCUCAAGAACUGGAGGAAGAGGAGGACAUGGAGAAUGAUAGAGAUGAUGAAGAGGAAGAAAAAGAAGAAGAAGAGAAUGAUGACAGGCCUCCUUCUCUUUUGUGGCUGAUGAAGAAAAUGUCUUUGAUGGCAAAAAGAGAAGCAGCGUAUACUCCUAAAGUUCCCCUGAAGAGAACGUGUGUGUUUAAGUUCCUGGGAGCGACAGCAGUAGAUCUUGGGAGGGAACGGCUCGGCCCCUACCUUACCACCAUCAUCGCUCCUCUCUACAGAGAGCUGGACAGCACAUACGCAGAGCAAGAUCCAACCCUGAAGAACUUGGCACAGGAGCUGAUCGAGCUGUUGAAGAAACAAGUGGGACUGGAGACCUUUUCGCUGGCAUUCUCCAGGGUCCAGAAGGAGUUUUCACAGAGAAGAGCAGCACGCAAACGACACCGAGCCUUACAGGCUGUGGCUAAUCCAGACAUUGCAGCCAAGAAGAAACUUAAGAAGCAUAAGAAUAAAAUAGAAGCCAAAAAGAGGAAGAUCGAGUUCCUGCGGCCCGGAUAUAAGGCUAAGAAGCACCGGAGCCACUCGCUCAAGGACUUGGCCAUGGUGCAGUGACCCUGAGCAGCUGAAACAGGACAUUGUCACAGUUUAUUCUUUAGUGUAUGAAAGUGAAACAAAACUAUUAUUCACUCAGAAAAAAAACAUCUCUGAAAGAAUAAAAAUGUAAUUUUUUAAAAAUAAAAUAAAGUCUAACAAGGCAGGGAGGCUGAGCUCAGUCAUGUCUAAUGUAAGUUUCCAACUUGUCAUUUAGUCGUGUUACACUAAGAUUUUUUUUCCCGCUAAAAUCAACAGGAAGCUGGUUAAUUUCUAACCAUUUGUAGUUUGGAGGGAUUUACUAAAGAAAAUGUUAAAUCCUAA